AUGACCAGCUACCAGUACCUCAGCUACGUAGAUCUCUAUAAAAUCAAUAACGUCAAUUUGGACCCUUUCACGGAGGUCUUCAACGAUAAAUUUUACCUCCGCUACAUUUACAAGUGGCCCCACAUGAACAUCGUCACCAAGGAGAUCGACGGACAUAUCAGCGGCUACAUCAUAGGCAAAGAAGAAGGCCUGGGAGCAGACUACCACGGACACGUGACGGCCUUAUCAAUCGAAGAGGACAGUCGCAGAACCGGCAAGGGUGUAGACCUAAUGAAUGAGUUUGAAAAGAUUUCCAGAGGAAUCCACAUGGCCAAAUUUGUAGAUCUCUUUGUCCGCAUCACCAACGAGCCGGCCAUCAACAUGUAUAGGAAGCUCGGCUACGUCGUCAACGAGGAGAUUGUGAAUUAUUACUGCGGCAAUGAGAGCGCCCUGGACAUGCGCAAGUACCUGGACGUGCCGGCGGCCGCCUGCGUGAAGUGA
Plasmodium vivax (malaria parasite P. vivax) is the source of this 480-nucleotide messenger RNA. Its product is annotated as N-acetyltransferase, putative. Gene Ontology annotation, molecular function: protein-N-terminal amino-acid acetyltransferase activity. Bases 1 to 480 code for a protein of 159 amino acids. The transcript has 2 exons. Gene Ontology annotation, cellular component: NatB complex. Gene Ontology annotation, biological process: N-terminal peptidyl-methionine acetylation. NCBI's taxonomy places the organism in Eukaryota, Apicomplexa, Aconoidasida, Haemosporida, Plasmodiidae. The record is from RefSeq and is a predicted model, not a curated record.